AUGGGUGCGGAGAAGAAAAAGAACAGCAACCACAACGAGAAGAAGGGUGGGAAGGAUUUGGACCUGUUGAGGCGGGUAAUCGCCUCAACAGCGAAUGAUCCUGCGGCUUCGACCAUCUCGGUCGACUAUCUGGAGCUCCAGAAGUCGUACCCGAAGCACAAUGUGCGAGCGUUGCAGCAAAAAGUCUGCCGCCUAGGUGAGAAGACAAAGGGCCUGGGCACCAAGAUUCGGCUUGUUGGCCGCGGCAAGGAGGCGCUCAGAAAGGAUCGAGGAAGAGCAAAUAAGGGGAAAAAUUAA
This is a messenger RNA of Exophiala spinifera, 297 nucleotides long. RefSeq lists its product as uncharacterized. The transcript has 3 exons. Bases 1 to 297 code for a protein of 98 amino acids. The record is from RefSeq and is a predicted model, not a curated record. NCBI's taxonomy places the organism in Eukaryota, Fungi, Ascomycota, Eurotiomycetes, Chaetothyriales, Herpotrichiellaceae.